Messenger RNA from Culex pipiens pallens (northern house mosquito), 5103 nucleotides. RefSeq names its product mitogen-activated protein kinase kinase kinase 4 (gene Mekk1). Gene Ontology annotation, molecular function: ATP binding; protein kinase activity. Bases 234 to 4682 code for a protein of 1482 amino acids. Gene Ontology annotation, biological process: protein phosphorylation; MAPK cascade. The transcript is spliced from 7 exons. The record is from RefSeq and is a predicted model, not a curated record. NCBI's taxonomy places the organism in Eukaryota, Metazoa, Arthropoda, Insecta, Diptera, Culicidae.
UCAGAUAAAUUUCACUCAUCGGCCGCGACGGUUCGGUUUUUUGCGUGUCAAAUUCCUCACGCAACACUCGUAUUGUGUGGGAAUCUGCUGUGGGGUUUCCCCGAUUCGCGUCGUCCGGAAAACUCGAAACUUCAAAUCAUACCGAAAUCCGCUUCCAGCAGCAGCGUGGUGUGCCAACCGGGAACCAAAUGGUUGCAGAAUUUUGCCGAGACAGCGAAUUUGAACUGUGAAAAAUGGCCGAUUCGAGGUGGAAGGAGCGAGUCGGAAUCGACAUCAAUUUCAGUUCCGGCGACGAGGACGACGACGAUAGCAGCUGCACGCUUCACUUUGGCGACGAGCCGGACUUUGUAGGAUCGCUCGGUGGCUGUAACUCGCAGGAUCUCGAGGAAGCGUUCCGGGUGUCCUCGGUGGACGACGUGCUCAGUCAGUACGAGCAGUAUGGUAGUACGCCUCCGCGGACCAGAAUAAAGAACAAAAACAGGAGCUCCCGGCAGAGGAUGGAAGGAAACGUCCGAAUGCGAACCGGUGGACGGUUGGCGCGGCCACGUGCCGACCGGCGAAACACCGUCGAUUGUGCCAUCCUGAACCAGCUGAUCAUGGAGCCGACUGAUGAAAAAGCACGCGGUGACAAGCGUUCGACGCAGCUGCUUCGUGAAUCCGAACGGGACUCCAAGAUGGCCACUGCAAUCAAUACCGUGAUUGCGAGGAAUUCAGCCAAUUUCGGCAUCCCACCGGGAUCGAUUGAAGAACGUGCCGAAAGUAUGCCCAUUCCUUCGCUCACCUCAGGAAUUCCGCAGGCUGUAGUCGAGUCAUGUAACAGGUUCAUGAGCGUGAAAUCACGCCCCGUAGGAUGUCGAACGUCGGCUCCGCCAUCCGCGUUUGCAAACUUCCGCGACAGUGUACACAUUUCAAAGUCGGACAUACCACAAAACCGGAUUGCAUUCCACGAUACCUUUUCGAACCUGAUUAAAUUGGGUAGCAUCGACAAGGAUCGCACCACUAAGAACAUAAUUUCCACUGAGGAGAGACUGUGGCAGACGCACGUCAACGAUCUUCUGUGGCUGGAACUGCAGGCUUGGCAUGCAGAUCGUUCCGUUGAGCAGCAGGAUAAAAUCCUCUGCCAAGCUCGCAACGAGAUCGAUAGUUUACUGAACGAAAUCAUGAACUUCCGCUUCCAGCGGCAACUGGCCCGCAAUGUAAGUGAUCUAAGCAUGGCGGACAGUGGCUUUGGAUCGGACGCCACGGCUUCAACCGCCAACGGUGAAACCAACAAGCCUUUUUGCUUCGGAUGCCUGUCAAUGUACUGCAAAGACUGUCUGGAGAUACAGACAAUUGCGUUGAAACAGGUAGAAGAUCUGUUGCUCCGGCUAGAGUCGAAGGAAAGUCUGUUUCCAUCGUCCAAGGCAAUGGGAGCUGCCUACCCAAUCUACCAGAGUGAAGCGUUUGUCGGCAGGGUGAAGGCAAUGUGUCUCUGGUACAAUAUGACGAAACAACAUCGACUAACGCUGCUGAUCCUGGGCAAACUGCUGGCCAGACUGCAAGGCAACAAGAAAUCGUACCACUGGCCAAUCAUGGAGACGGACAGCUCGACCAGUUCGUCGGUGCAGGAGGAGAACGGUGAGGUCGUAGAUAGCGGACAGGGCGAUUCGAGUACGACCAGUUCCGUCACCAGCUGUACGACAAAGCGUGUCCAGUUCAUGGAAGAAACUGGAAGUGCAACCGAAAGUGCCAACAGUGACGAAUCGGACGAAAUGGACAACUUUUCGAUUCGCAAACAUUACGCCUUCACCGGCGAUACAGAAAUGAGUCAGUACAUGAAUACACUCAACUUUUACAGUGUCAAUUCGAUAACGGAAGUUACCUCGCAUACGGCAAACAAUUCAACCGCGUUGUACCGUAAAUACAUCGAAAACGUUCUCAAGUGCCGAGGAUUGGGCAAGUCGCUAACGUUCCUGCAUCGGCUCCACAAUGUAGUGCUGCGGAAGGCCCAGCUGACGUUGGAGAAACCUGGCAUGCAGGUGCUAGAUGACGAUUCUUUGUUUGUCGAGGAGGAUGUCCCUUGCAUCGAGCCACCGCUCGAGAAGGAGCAGGAAGGUGAACUGCGUCGUUUUGGUGCCGCUAGCAAAGAAGCCAAAGAGCUGAACCUUCCAUCGUACGUGCCGGCGUUCAUCUUCCUGUCGUUGAUUCCGCUGGAGGUGAUUCAGGAGUUCCUGAAGAUGCGCUUGGAAACGCAACCUGUCCAGCCGAAUCCGCUCAGCUUAGAGCAGCACAUCAAGGAGCUGAAGGAGGGACUAACGCUAGCCAUGAUCCACCGGGAUCGUUUCGAAAAGCACAUCAAUACGGCGCUGUAUGAUCGCGAGUCGGAACUGGACCGGUACAUGACCGUGCUGGAGACGUUUGACGGGACGGUCAAGCGUAUCUUCGAGUUGUAUCUGGACUAUGCGGAGCAGUGGAUACUGGGUGCGACACCGGAAUGCCAGCAAAAGUCUGCACUGGACGAGGAGUGGCGCUUUACCAAGUUGAUCUGUCCGAUGAUUCCGGGGCAGCACGCGAUCGCCGCUAAAGGGUUCUGUAAGAUCGUGGAGAAAGUGUUGGAGAAAACUGGUCGGAAGAUGAUUACGAGUUUGCGGGAGCUGGAAGAUCAGAUCAAACAGAUAGAUAGUAGUGAUAUUGACCGUGGUGGGAAGAAGUGGCAAUUUUUGGCGUUGUGUCGAGAGACGCAAGAUGUGUUUACGUUUGCGCGGGAAAAGACGAUGAAAACGAUGGCCUUUACGAAGGGACUGUUCCGGGAUUUGGAGAGUUGUGAUUUUCACCGUGAUCAUUGUGAUGAUUGUGAGGAAGGGACGGAGGAGGAUUGUGUGGUGCUUAGGAAGCCGACCAGUCACGUGUGCCAGGAAGUGGUGGAAGUUUUGCGCAUAUUGAAGAAGAAUGUGUUGCUGUUUCGGAACAAGUUGACGUCGGUAAUUGAAAAUCUGCAAGACGAGUGCCACGUGCGAAACAUGGCCGAUAUGGACGAAAUAGAUCGUAUUGCGGUUUUGACGCGGACCCGGGAAAUUCUUCACCAGGGGUACAAGUUUGGGUUUGAGUUCCACAAGGAUCUGUCGAGGCUGUUUGAGUCUAAGGCGGAGAUAUGUCGAGAUAUGGAGGGAGAGCUGAAGCUGUCGAACGCGAUUGUUCACUUUGCCAAGCUGUGGAUGAAGUUUGUGAUGGAACGGUGCGAACGAGGCCGCGGGUUACGUCCCCGAUGGGCAAAUCAAGGGCUGGAGUUUUUGAUUUCGGCUUGUGAUCCACACUGUACUAGUCAUCUGAGUGAUACCGAGUUUGAGGAUCUAAAAACCAAGAUGGACGCUUGUAUCUCACACGUGAUUGGCAGCAUCCGUGAUCCGGAGCGACUUCGGCGGUCACCUCGAUCGCGCAAGAGCUCUCCUUCGCCGUCUCCGUCGCAAGGACGCGCUUCGAUACCGUCGAUAACGCUGACCAAAACAUUCCAAAACCAGCUCAGUCUACGUGAAGACGGCGUUACGCUGCGUGCUCACCAUCUGGUGGACACGAACGACAUCUACCGGAAGCAAAGUUCGUACGAGGGUGUCGUCCACGAGGUCAAGAUUCGCGUUCCGACGGGGGAUGCCCUGUUUGGGACGAAACCGUUGCGUCAGCUACGCGUUCGUGACGCCAUCAAUCGGCUUGAUACGGAGCUCGAGGAACGAUUACGCGAGCGAAGUUUGAUUGGCAGUGUCAAGGAGAUAAGCUACUGUGAUAAGGCGCUGAAUCGGGCGCGCAGCGUGAACUUCAGCUGGCACCGCGGCAUCAAGAUAGGUCAGGGCCGGUUUGGGAAGGUUUAUACGGCGGUGAACAACAGUACCGGGGAGUUGAUGGCCAUGAAGGAGAUUGCUAUUCAGCCGGGAGAGACAAGCGCGAUACGGAAGGUCGCUGAAGAGCUGAAGAUCUUCGAGGGUAUCAACCACCGAAACCUGGUCAAGUACUACGGAGUUGAAGUGCAUCGGGAAGAACUGCUGAUCUUCAUGGAGCUCUGUCCGGAGGGGACGUUGGAAAGUCUGGUCGAGCUGAACGGUGGACUGCCGGAGGGUCAAACGCGCCGUUAUACGAUGCAGCUAUUGUGUGGCGUUAAGGAAUUGCACCGACAUGGCGUCGUGCACCGGGAUAUUAAAACGGCCAACAUUUUCUUGACCAGCGAUGGUAACUUUUUGAAGCUUGGAGAUUUUGGGUCCGCCGUGAAGAUCCAGGCGCAUACGACGCUGCCGGGAGAGCUGAAGGGUUACGUCGGAACGCAAGCAUAUAUGGCUCCGGAAGUUUUCACUAAAACGAAUAGCGAGGGACACGGACGUGCCGCCGACAUCUGGUCCGUUGGGUGUGUCGUCAUUGAGAUUUGCAGUGGAAAGCGCCCGUGGCACCAGUUUGAUUCCAACUUUCAAAUCAUGUUCAAAGUCGGCAUGGGCGAAUCACCGGAAAUUCCGGACUGCCUGUCCGAAGAAGGGCACGACUUUGUAGAGAGUUGCCUGCAGCACGACCCGAAGCUGCGCAAGUCGGCCGGAGAGCUUCUUCAGCAUAACUUUUGCAAGGUCAGCGACGAUUCUCCAACAGUUGAGCUCGACAAGCAGAUCCGGAACUCCUUCCGGCGGCAUCUGAAUUCCGCUUCAACGAUCAGAUCGACUGCAAAGUGAGACACCUAAGCAUACGUACUAUUUGAGUAAUUAGCCAUGUUUUGAACAAAAUAGACUACAGAUGAUAAAAACACGUUUUAACCACACGAUUACGAGUAUGAAUAAAGACUGUUCAGUAUUUGAAGUGACGCAGCGAUCAAAGAGAAUUCUACGUAGGCAUGAUAGAGGACAUUAUUACUUAAUCUCACGAGGCGCGAUUACAACAAGGGCAGAAAUACAUUCCGAUUGGAAGAGUAUGAGCAGUUACCAGUUUGUUGGAGGAAAGUGCCUUGGUUAGCACCUUUUUAAAGGCUUUUACAGAGCAGCACUGAUGAGAUAUGUAGACCAGCACUAGCUAGGCACGCGGUUUGAGGUAUUUGAUCGACUAUUAUUAACUACUUAAACGUUGUUCUAAAUAUAUACUGUUUUAAUUUAAACCACA